Chelmon rostratus (copperband butterflyfish) is the source of this 3851-nucleotide messenger RNA. Its product is annotated as mitoferrin-2-like. NCBI's taxonomy places the organism in Eukaryota, Metazoa, Chordata, Actinopteri, Chaetodontiformes, Chaetodontidae. The transcript is spliced from 4 exons. Bases 149 to 1369 code for a protein of 406 amino acids. Gene Ontology annotation, molecular function: ferrous iron transmembrane transporter activity. Gene Ontology annotation, cellular component: mitochondrial membrane. The record is from RefSeq and is a predicted model, not a curated record. Gene Ontology annotation, biological process: iron import into the mitochondrion.
GUCUGGCGCGCAGUGGCAGAGACCCACCAAGAGUUUCUGCGGCCCGGCUGGGACAGUUAUUAAGCUGCCGGGAAGACUACACCAACAGGCGGGUCGCUAGAGUCGUCGAUUCGAAAAGACUCGACGGACAAAACUCUUUCACCCUUGGAUGGAAGCGGACGGUUUCGUGUCCCGGCGAGCGUCCGUGGAAACACCGGGCGUCGACAGCCGGGUCAAAGGCGCUGCAGCCGGGGCAGAGUUUCGAUGGCUGGGCAGCAGGGUCAUGGACGCCACGGGAGGAUUUGUCGGGUCUCUUUCACCAAGAAUGGCAGGGGAACAGGACUUUGCCCCGAUGUUGCAUCGAGCAACUCCGGAGACUUCGACCUCUGUCGAGCCAGAAAUAGACUAUGAGGGACUGCCUCAGGGAGUAUCCACCAGCACUCACAUGCUGGCAGGGUCCGUGGCUGGAAUCAUGGAGCACUGCCUUAUGUACCCAAUCGACUGUGUCAAGACCCGAAUGCAGAGCCUCCACCCCGAGCCAGGAGCACGCUACAGGAACGUGAUGGACGCCCUGCGGCAGAUUGUGCGGACCGAGGGCGUGUGGCGGCCGAUCAGAGGCGUGAAUGUGCUGGCAGUGGGGGCAGGGCCUGCCCACGCUCUCUACUUUGCCUGCUAUGAGAAGAUCAAGUUCUCGCUCAGUGACGCCAUUCAUCCUGGCGCCAACAGCCACUUUGCUAAUGGUGUGGCAGGCUGCAUGGCCACAGUGCUGCACGAUGCCAUCAUGAACCCAGCUGAAGUUGUGAAACAGCGAAUGCAGAUGUUCAACUCUCCUUACCGUGGCGUGCUUGACUGUAUGGGGUCUUUGUUGAGGCAGGAGGGCCCAGCCGCUUUCUACCGCAGCUACACCACCCAGCUGACAAUGAAUGUGCCCUUCCAGGCACUCCACUUCAUGACCUACGAGUACCUCCAAGAGCUCCUCAACCCCCACAGACAGUACAACCCUUCUUCCCACGUUGUGUCUGGUGCGCUGGCUGGAGCGCUGGCCGCCGCUGCCACCACUCCCCUCGACGUCUGCAAGACCCUCCUCAACACACAGGAGGCUCAGGCCAUACAUGUGAUCCAGGCUGACGCCACCACGGCAGGUGGAGCGGUUGGAGCAGCCACUGCGUCAGCCUCCGGCAGCCGGCACAUCUCCGGACUGGGCAAGGCUUUUCGGACGGUGUACAGGAUGGGAGGCAUGCCAGCCUUCUUCAAAGGCGUUCAAGCCCGGAUCAUCUACCAGAUGCCCUCCACAGCCAUCAGCUGGUCCGUCUACGAAUUCUUCAAAUACAUCAUCACCAAGCGCCAGCAUGAGAGACGGCUGCGUGGAGAUCGUGAUGCAGACAAAUAAACACCUGGCAGAAGAAUUGGGUAUCAACAACACAGAAGUUUAUUGCACCGUACCAGUCACUGGUGUCAGAAUUGAUUUCUAAACAUCUGAUGGCUUGAAUCUUAGAUUCUCUGAGCAAAAAGUCAACUUAUUUUGUUCACUGAGACCAAUUAAGCGCGUGUGGUCUGAACUAGUUCAUAGCAGGUGAGAAGAUGUAAAACUGUUAGGAGACAACUUGUCUUGAAUACUUAAUUAUUACAUGUAGGGCUGACAAGAUGUCCUGUAAUACCAGUUGGUAAGAAAAGCUCCAUAAAGUUGUAGACAGGAAGGCCUGGUUCCCAAGACUCGACCUACUAAAUUCUGAUGCUUGAACUAUUUUUCAUAUUAGUGUUCAACUUGACAAACUCCCUGUACUGGCUUUCAAAAAGCCAGUUAUUUAUGGAGCGUUACACAUAGUAAAAGUUAAGUUGAAUUUCAAACGAAUUGCUCACUUCCCUCAACCACCCACAGUGCAGUUUGUUAGCGUUGUUAGAAAGUUUUGUUUUGGCUCAAACUCAAGUACAUUUUAAUAAAUAAAAUCCAUGACUCUGAGGUUAAAGUGUUGACUUGGAGCUUUAACUUGAGUGUUUACAUUCACUUCCAAUUAUAACUGUAGAAAUUGUUGCAUUUGUUUUUAUACAUAGCACCCAAAAGGAUAUACAGGCUAGAGGUUCUGCACUAAUAAGAAAAAAUACCCUUAAACCUGAAAGUCAGCACUUUAACCUCAUAGUUAGAAUGUGUCUGAGUCCAGAGCCAGGAAGACAAAAAUGUAUCUAUCCAAGUAUGUACAAACUGCCCGAAAACUGAGUUAACCCACAUCUCUUUACUGCUUGUGUUGCACUUGCAAGUAUUACUGCCAUAUUUCCUUUCACCACAGGGGGGCGCACAGCUCAUCCUGUACACUAAAGAACAACAGCAACUGUAGUUUACAGAGUCAGUAAUAUCAAAUUAGCUUCAACACUCGUGCUGAUGUACACUAACACUCAGAUGAAGGAACUACUGAGGACAGUUUAUUUUAAAUGAAACAAGGAAUUACAUGAAAUUACUCAAUUCCCUCUUUCAUGUGAGCAAGACAGCCCGUAAUUUAUUGAUUGUUUUAGAAAGUGCAAGUCAGUUUUGGAUGGAAAAUACUAAAGUAUUCAACACUCGAGUGGAACAUGUAUGAGCGUGUGUGUACGUGCCUCUGUGUUACUGAAUUUCCACUCAUUCACUAUAUCUUAGAACUCAGCAGUGACUGACUGACCAGAUUUGAUCUCCACACGGCCUAACUGAGCUAUCUACCUUGUGCUGUCCUUCAAAGGAAAAACACAGAAACAUUAAGUAAAGAUGGGUCAAAAUAACUCAGCUUUUUGUAUUCUCAGUUAGCAUUAGACCACAGUAAGAUGUCUUUGAAGGACAGUAUGAGAAAGGUUCUUGCAUUUAACUCUUUCAUAUUGUCAUUUCAGUAUGUUUGCACCGAAUGCUUUCAAAUCACGCACAUCUGAAGGCUUCAUAUCGUCUCUGGACGGAGCCAUUAAAGUGGCUUACACAUGGAGACCGAUGCUGGUGAAUUUUUCAGUCACAUCUUUCAACAUGUUCAACGUACGUAAGGUGCCAUAUAUUGCACCAGUGUUAAUCAACAAAGGACUUUUAUUUUUCUCUUUUGUGCAUUUGAAGAGUUUUGGAACAAGAAUCUUUCAUUGCAGGCGGCAGGAAACAGACAUUCAGCUGUGUUCACCGUAGACAAUCACUUUUGUUUAGUUUUAUUUAGUUUGUUGUUUUUUUUUUAAAAAACCACACAGCGUCCUAGCACUUAACAGCAACCUCUUUAUCAUUGUUAGGACAAAACUGGAAACUCUGACCUUAAAACAAGUGCAGAGAAUAAAGUCGAAUUACUUGUACACAUGCCUUCAGUAUGCCGCCAUAUAUCCAACGCACAACUACUACAAAGAGAUCCUCAGAUGUAAUAUUGUUUUAUGAAGCCAUAAAAUAGGUUAAAUUGUACAUAAAAUAUAUAUAAAAAUAUGGACAAAUAUAGAUAAACCCAAACUGUUUAACCAGCUAGGUUUUGAAGCCAACCUCUAUGUUGAAUAAUACAAGUAUGAAACAAGUUUUAUCAAGAUUGCGCUGUGAAAAAUCAGGUUUUUGUUGAACGCGCACAAAAUCCUCACCGGGAAGGUAGCAAAAAAAACCUGGAUUAUUUUAAAUUCAGACACACUAUAUGUGUGAGAGGGGAAAACAUGAAUGGGUAAAGAGUAUUUAAAAGGAUUGUAGGAGUGUUCCUCAAAUUUCAAGAUUGGGAAACCAAAGACAGCAAUAGAGAGCGCAGCAGAGGAACUGGUGGUUUGUCGACACUGAUGUGAAAAGCCUGAACACUGUUUGAGAGCGACACCUGUAUUUUGUGAAUUGUAAAUAAACUCGCUAAGGCAGCUCCUCGCAGAAGCAGGGUCUUCUCUUGGUGCUGGCUCUCCAAGCGCUGAGAGAA